Aspergillus wentii DTO 134E9 is the source of this 7884-nucleotide messenger RNA. Its product is annotated as type I polyketide synthase. The coding region runs from base 190 to 7761 and encodes 2523 amino acids. The record is from RefSeq and is a predicted model, not a curated record. The transcript has 6 exons. Lineage: Eukaryota; Fungi; Ascomycota; Eurotiomycetes; Eurotiales; Aspergillaceae. Gene Ontology annotation, biological process: fatty acid biosynthetic process; secondary metabolite biosynthetic process. Gene Ontology annotation, molecular function: fatty acid synthase activity; phosphopantetheine binding; oxidoreductase activity.
UGAGCAACAAUCCACGGUCUACACCGUAAGGUCUGGACAGUCAGAUGAUGACAGCCUUCGGUGCGAUAUAAAAGGCUUCAUAAUGUGUCUGGUUGGACAGAGUCGACUUAUCUACACCACGCUUUUAUCCCAUUCAUAUUAAAAGAACGCUCAGAAAUACUCAUCGGAGAAUCACCAAAACCAGAAACAAUGCAAUCCCCACCGGACACGAAAGGGAGACAAGAAAGUAUUGCAAUCAUAGGCAUGGGCUGUCGCCUUCCUGGGAGUGCCACGAAUCUUUCGAAAUUCUGGGAUCUCUUGUCCAGGGGCGAGAGUGCCUGGACCAAGGUUCCUGACUCGCGGUUCAACCAGGAUGCCUUCUACAACCCAGACAGCAAGACCAGCGGAACGUUUCAUAGCCGAGGCGGCCAUUUCCUGACCGGAGAUAUUUCCAGAUACGAUGCGAACUUUUUCAAUGUCAAUCCGGCCGAAGCACAGGCAAUGGAUCCACAACUGCGAUUACUUCUUGAAGUUGCUUAUGAAGCCGUUGAAAAUGCCGGUCUUAGUCUCGACAAGCUCCGCGGAACCAGCACAUCCUCGUAUGUCGCCCUUUACAAUCGGGACUAUGAGAAGAUGUUGCUGCGGGAUCCUGAAAAUCUCCCCUUUUAUCACCAAACAGGCAACGGAGAGGCCAUGUUUGCCAACCGACUGGCCUACUUCUUUGACUUGAAUGGUGCCUCCGUCACCCUCGAUACAGGCUGUAGUGGAGGCAUGGUUGCUCUCCAUUUGGCCUGUGAAAGCAUUCGGAACGGGGUAUCUUCCCAAUCCCUUGUAGGGGCUUCCAAUUUGAUUCUGGAUCCGGCCACCAUGAUCGGGCCCAGUUUCCUCCGGUUCUAUGCAGCCGAUGGACGGACCAAGGCCUUUGACCAACGUGCAGAUGGGUAUGGCCGAGGCGAAGGCGUGUGCUGCGUCAUGCUCAAGUCUCUUGCGGCUGCCCUGAAAGACGGCGACCCUAUCCAUGCGGUGAUCCGAAGCUCCGCCAUCAAUCAAGAUGGACGGACUCCCGGUAUCACUGUCCCCAGUGGUGACGCCCAAGAGAGCUUGAUUCGUGCAGCAUACCAUGCUGCUGCACUGAGCCCCGCCAAGACAGGAUAUAUCGAAACGCACGGUUCUGGGACAGCAUUGGGUGAUCUCACAGAGACAAAAGCCAUCGGAUCUGUCUUGGGGGCAGCUCAAGGUAGACUAAGCCCCGUUUUGCUGGGCUCGGUCAAAACAAAUAUUGGCCACCUGGAGAACGCAAGCGGGCUUGCCGCCAUCAUCAAAGCUGCCUUGGUAAUUGAAAAAGACUGCAUUCCUCCUACCAUCAACCUACAGAAAGCAAACGCGGAUAUAUCUUGGAAAGAAUGGAAUAUCGAAAUUGCAAAUAGGUGGCAAAGACUCUCAGAGCUAGGAUCUGGAUCUAGUCAGGUUUCUCUCAACAGCUUUGGGUUCGGUGGAACCAACGUACACAUAGUUCUCGAUCGAUUGCAAGAUUUUGAUAGGCCGGAACAACAUACCAACGGGAGGAAUGGUUUCCAAAAACCAAACCCCAACAUAUACAUUCUCUCGGCGAGAUCAAGCGAGUCCGCUCGACUGAUGGCAGUCCAAUUCCAAGAGUACCUCCAGCAGAACAGCUGCAAUGGCCAAGACCAUGACUUUCUCGAAGAUCUGGCCCAUACUCUUUACACUCGUCGACCGCUCUUCCCCUGGAGGGCUGCGAUUGUCGCGGACUCGGCUUCGGCUCUAGAACAGCAUCGCCCCGAGACGUGGUCCUUUUAUCAUGCGGGGAAGAGGUCUCCCAAGUUGAGCUUUAUAUUCACUGGACAAGGCGCACAAUGGGAAACUAUGGGUAGAGAUCUCCUAGAAACUAAUUCGGCUUUCCGAGAAUCGAUAUGGCGAGCAGACCAGUACCUCUCUGAGCUGGGAGUGGAAUGGAAGCUCAUUGAUGAACUCAUGAAGCCGCUGCCAGAGAGUCGGCUAGGCAGCGCGGUUAUUGCACAGGCCGCCUCUACUGCUGUUCAACUAGCUCUUGUUGACAUGCUGGCAUCUUGGAAUGUAUAUCCAACCGCUGUGACCGGUCAUUCGAGUGGCGAGAUUGCAGCCGCCUAUGCUGGCAAAAUCGUGUCAUUUCGAGAUGCUAUGCUCAUAGCAUAUGCUAGGGGGUGCGCGGUAGGGCAACUAGCCAGACAAAAUAACAAUCCGAUCAAAGGUGCCAUGAUAGCUGUCGGUCUGGAUGUGCUAACGGCGAAGCAAUAUUUCGGUCGACUGUCUGAUUCAGCUGGAUUGUUGACCGUGGCUUGUGUCAACAGUCCCCAGUCUGUGACAGUGUCUGGUGACGAAGCGGCUAUUAUCCAGUUGGAGAAGAUCCUCGAACAAGAAAGCAUUUUUGUUAGGCGACUCCCAGUUGAUGUUGCGUAUCAUUCACACCACAUGCUUCGUGUUGCUGAAGACUACCGAAGUGCGCUUUCGUCGCUGCAAAAGCCUUGCUCGAAUCCAGACGUGGUGUUUCACUCCAGCGUCAAGGCCAAGGUGCUGGAUGGGGCCGAACUGGAUGCUCACUAUUGGGUGAAGAAUCUGGUCUCGCCUGUCCUCUUUUCUGCGGCCGUCGAAAGUCUGACUCAAGCUCCGAAAGACAGUCAAUCUGCUGCUGUCAGCUUUCUCGUGGAAAUUGGCCCCCAUGCAGCGUUGAAAGGUCCCAUCAAACAAAUCCUUGGGACUCGGAUGGGUGAGCAGGUCCGAUACGCCCCGACGAUUGUGCGUCACAAAUCCUCGCGUCACACGAUGUUGGAUCUUGCUGCUGAUCUAUUCAAACACGGGUAUGACAUUGACAUUAACCUGGUUAACUUCGGCAAUGCUGAAGCUGCUCGACCUCGCCGAUGUUUAUCCGAUCUCCCUCCCUAUCCGUUUGAUCAUUCCACCUCCUUCUGGCAUGGAAGCCGCUUGAGCAGAAACUACCGUCACCGUGUCGACCCACCCCAUGAGCUCUUGGGGGUCCUCAGCGUGGAGUCCAGCGCACUGGAACCCAGGUGGAGGAACUACAUCGGUGUUUCCACCGCUCCUUGGCUUUCUGGGCACAAGAUUAAUGAUGAGGUUAUUUUCCCGGCUGCGGGGUUCCUUUCCAUGGCGUUUGAAGCUGGAAUUUGGUAUCACACGCAUGCACGAGGGCAGUAUGAGCAAAACGUUUGUUCAAUUCAGCUGAGCAAUGUUUCUAUUGCCCGUUCACUGAGCAUCCCGGAGUCAGGGCCGCCAAUUGAAAUAAUGUUUGUGCUACGGCCAGGCACAGAACAAGCAGGCAGAGACUUAGCACGACGGCAUGAGUUUGUUAUAUACUCAUAUCCAGAUGGGGCGGAAGUUGUCGAGCAUUGCCGUGGAUUCAUGUCAGUUGUGCCCACGGAGACAAUCUCUGACCACGAAUUCCAUCCGAACAAAAGAAUGAAUGAGAUUCGGGUGGAUCAUCUCUAUCACCAAUUGAAACACCAUGGGAUUGACUACACCGGACCAUUUCAGAGGCUGGCUGCUGUGACGGCACAAGGUGGCUAUUGCAGUGCAACCAUCGAUGACCCAGAAGACGUUGGAGAAGGGUACAGGAGCAGCAUGCAUCCGGCAACAAUUGACACCUGUCUUCAAACUAUAUUCCCUGCGAUACGUUCCUUGCGGGGGAUCCAGCGCGCUGCGAUGCCGACACAUAUCCAGGAAGCCUCCUUAUGCGUACCCGGGCAGACCCUGGCGCAUAGGAGCCUCAACAUAUCUUCACAAGUCCAGGAAGCUAGUGGAGAUCGAUUCAAGGCUGAUAUUGAAGCGCACCUGGAAGGUCUCGGUUGCAUCUUGUCGGUGAAGCAAAUGGAGGCGACCCCCGUCCGCGGCAUCCCAUCAAAGCGAGAACAUGACUUUGAUCAGGUCAAGACCUGCCAGAAAACAGCCUUGACAAUUGACCCCGAUUUCUUUACGGCCCACGAUAUCCAAUUCCUCUGUAAUGCAAAUCUGACCAAUGCUUCUGUAACUCACCGGCUUUCAAAGCUAGCCCACGCCUGUCGUUACUAUGCCAAGGCUGCCACCGAAAGCAUCGACAACAACGAUAUCCACAGAAUGACUUCCUCCCAGCGCCAGUACUUCGCUUGGAUACAAAACCAAGCGGCUUUAUACACUGAAGUCGAGGAGUGUGCUUCUCGAAAGAUUCUGGAUGAUGUCAAGGCAUCUGGCAGCGAAGGAGAGAUUGUCUGUCGAAUUGGUCAGAAUUUGGCAUCCAUUCUCAAAGGCGAUGAUGAUCCACUGUCGCUGAUGCUCAACGAGGAUCUGCUGUCUCGACUGUACCGUGAUGACGAGAGCAUGCAGCGAUGUGCCAUCCAGGCUGCGGAAUAUGCCACAGUUCUCGGCCGCAAGUCGCCUUCGCUGAGGAUCCUCGAGAUUGGUGCUGGGACUGGAGGGACAACACUCCCUAUCCUGCAGGCACUGAGUGUCCCGGGAGGCUCUCUUUUCGAGCACUAUUGCUUUACUGAUGUCUCUAGCGGCUUUUUUCCCAAUGCGAAAGACAAAUUUGCCUCUUGGAUUGACCGAAUGAGCUUCGACAAACUCAAUAUUGAGGAUCACCCUCGCAAUCAAGGGUUUGAGCCUGGCAGUUACGAUCUGGUGAUAGCAGCCAAUGUGUUGCAUGCCACGACCUAUAUCGACAGCACUGCAAAGCACGUCCGCAGCCUGCUCAAGCCGGGGGGCAAGUUGCUUCUCCUGGAGAGUACGAGGCCAACAGUUCACCGGUCUUUUUUUUUGGGGACUCUGCCCGGAUGGUGGCUCGGGUCUAUGGAGCGAAACAAGGAUAACCCUCUUCUGACAGUGAAUGAAUGGCAUGAUGUCCUGCAAAGAACCGACUUUUCCGGUGUUGAUGCUGCCAUGCACUCAUAUGAGAUACCGGAGGAGCAGACGGACAGCUUGAUUGUAUCGAGCGCUUCCUCGACCUCCACCAAACAGGCAAGUGACGAUCGUCCGGUCCAGCUCGUCCUCUCCAAAGAGCAGCUUUGGGGACAAGCAGGGAACCAAGCCAUUGGCUUUUACGUGGCGGAGGACCUGAUGGCUCUCUUUGGCAGUGACCGAGAAAACAUUGUUUUCCUGGGCAACGCCGAUUUUGAUGGUCGCGUCUGCGUUUUUCUGGGUGAGCUAGACGGGCCAUCCAUCCUGGCCAACCUGGACAAUGACUCAUUUGCGGCCCUUAAAAGUAUGUGCAAGCGAGCCAGAGAGAUUAUCUGGGUUACCUGCGGUGCUACUGAGAGAUGUGAGAAUCCCAGGUCGGCCCUUGUUCUUGGACUGGCUCGGGUCCUGCGACGAGAGAAUGCUCAUGUGCAGCUCACGACGCUCGAUCUGGACCCUUCCAGCAGAUUCUGUGCCAACAGGCUGGCGACGUCUGUCUUUGAUUUCCUUCAACGGCGACAGCCAGGCUCCGCGACAAGAGAUCAUGAAUGGACCCAACGCGAUGGGAAGUGGCUCGUCCCUCGGAUUGUCACUGAUGACGGCCCGACCCAGUACGUUCGCUCGCAGACCAUCAGAGUGGACCAACUGGAGCAUCGACUGGAAAAUUUCUAUCAAGCAAAAAGGCCCUUGUGUCUCGCCAUCGGUGAUGUUGGGACCCUCCAGGACUUGCACUUUACAGACAACAUAAUGUUAACGCAGCAACCGCUGGGCCUGGAUGAAGUGGAGAUUGAAGUCAGAGCCUCUGGGGUAAACUUCAGAGACAUCAUGGUCUCACUAGGUCAAAUGCCAGAUGAGCUGGUGGCUGAAUGUAGCGGCAUCGUUCUCGCGGUUGGUUCACAGCUUCAGAACGACUUCUCUCAAGGAGACCGAGUCUACACCUGGCAUGUUCCACGGUAUGCAAGCCGCGUCCGUGCCAAAGGGUCCUUGACGAGGUGCAUUCCUCCUGGGUUCUCGUUUGAGGAUGCAGCAUCUAUCCCGGUGGUAUACAGCACGGCCUAUCAUGCCCUGGUGAAUAUUGCCCGACUGAAUGCUGGUGAGACAGUCCUCAUUCACUCCGGUGCUGGAGGUGUGGGCCAAGCAGCCGUCACACUGGCCUUGAAUAUCGGCGCAAAAGUAUUCACAACGGUGGGAUCAGAGCAAAAGAAGCAAUUGCUUGUUGAAAAAUAUGGUCUUUCUCCCUCUCACAUCUUCUCGAGCCGCUCGAACGGUUUCGUGAAGGGGAUCGGGGAUAUGACGAGUGGGUUUGGUGUAGACGUGGUGUUGAACGCCCUCGCCGGGUCGUUCCUCCAGGAUUCAAUCAACCUGUUGGCCCCCUUUGGGCGGUUUGUCGAGAUUGGAAAAAAUGACAUUUUAGCCAACUCUCGAAUGGAUCUUGGCAUUUUCUCUCGAUCCACGACGUUCACGGCCUUGGACCUCGUCCAGCUCGUGCGGGAGAAGCCUGACAUCGCUGCCGAUGUAUUCUCUCGCGUGGACCAUCUGUUCCGGACAGGAGUUGCCAGACCUCCCUCACCUCAAACGAUAUUUGACAUAUCUAAAAUCGAAGAUGCUUUCCGUAUCAUGCAAAAGGGUGAACACGUUGGCAAGUUGGUGGUGUCUCACUCUCCGGCUGCUCAGGUCAAGGUCACUCCUCCCCAUCCUCGACCAGCCAAGCUUCGUCCAGAUGCUAGCUACCUGAUUAUCGGUGGCCAAGGCGGCCUGGGGCGCGCUCUCUGCACGUUUUUGGUUCAUUGUGGCGCCAGGUCACUUGUGAUUCUAUCGCCUUCCGGUUCCCAGAAGCCAGCAACCCGAGCUUUGGUUGAAGAAAUGGCAGAAAUCGGAGUGUGCCUUCACGCCCUUCAAUGUGACGUGGACGAUCGCCGUCAAGUCGCGGCUGCUCUGGCCAAAUGCAAUAUCGAACUGCCUCCUAUUCGGGGCAUCCUCCACGCUGGACUUCUGCUCCAGGAUUCCAGCUUCGACAAUAUGUCCGUAGAGGACUUUUGUCAUGCCCUUCGUCCCAAACUGGCCGGGACCUACAACAUUCACGAAGCCUUCCAACAGCAACAAACGACCCUCGACUUUUUCGUCCUGCUCUCCUCCUACGUUGGCCUUCUUGGUAGUCCCGGUCAGGCCAAUUAUGCUGCGGCAUCCACCUUCCAAGACGCCUUUGCUCGCUGGAGGACCAGCCAGGGACUACCCACUCGUUCCCUCGAUCUGGGUACAGUACAAGGUGCGGGCUCGCUCCAUGAGAAGCCGGAAGCAAUGGCCCAUUUCGAAAGAAUGGGUCUCGGAGGCAUUCCACUUGAAGCAUUCUAUGCCUUGAUCGGCUAUGCCAUCUCGACGCCUUUGAAUAGUAUCGACGAGAGCCAAACGGCUAUUGGAUGGGCACCACCAUCCAGCUGGACUGGGUCAGUAUACAAGGCCUUAGAUCCUCGCUACUCCCAUCUUCGGCCACGGAUCAACGAUUCUUUGGGUGAAUCCAGUGAGGAUUCAAGCAGCACUUCGCCUCCUACAACAGGGGCCAAAAACCUUCCCCAGGCGCUUGCCAGUUGCCGAUCGCAGGAUGAGCUUGUCUCUGUCACUUCUGAGGCAAUUUCAAAGCAGAUAGUAAGCAUCCUUGGUGUUGUCAGCGAGGAUAUUGAUUUUGGGAACAAUAUCGCUGCUCAUGGCGGUGACUCGCUCGUGGCAAUUGAGUUCCGAAAUUGGUUCCGCAAAGAAUUGCGUUGCAGCUUCACAACAGAUCAGAUUUUGACCGGAUGCUCUGUCCAAGAUCUGGUAUUGAAGGCUGUGAGGGAAUUUCAGGUUUAAGUGGUAAGAGGGUGUAAUCAGGACAGGGAUGAAUGAGCUGGUGAUAUCUUAGCAAGGCUCUUGUGAAGGGCUGUGACAUGGUUUCAUUGUCUUCCUUUGCCUAAAAUAUAGUUGAGUAAGAUA